Molecule: messenger RNA, 2805 nt
Organism: Peromyscus leucopus (white-footed mouse)
Lineage: Eukaryota; Metazoa; Chordata; Mammalia; Rodentia; Cricetidae
Gene: Fbxo24
Product: F-box protein 24
Exons: 10
Coding region: 492-2258 (588 amino acids)
Molecular function (GO): protein binding
Source: RefSeq, a predicted model, not a curated record
GCCCUAUACUUUUUCUUUUUUUUCUUUUUCUUUCUUUCUUUCCUGGCUUUGUACUCUUUUGAUAUAGAGACUGAGGACUGCUCAGGAGUCCCCAUUUUUCUCUUCAGAGUUAAAAUUAAAAGUGAGAAAAUCUACUACUACUUCCUAAGAGGAGAGGACUUACCAUCGACCAAUAGUUCCCUCUUUAUGUCUCCGGUAAACCAUGAAUCCCAUGAGCCAUCUGGUGGCUGGAUCUGAGCUAGAACCCAGAAGCUAGUUCUGGGGUCAGGUUAAGGAGAAUAGGUCACAGUCGCUGGACAGUGAGGUCACAAAAAGGUUUAUGUGCCCCAGACUCCAUGGGGGUGGAGCCUAGAUGAUCGAGGGGCCCUAGAGGUCCCCCAAGCCCAGACUGGGGACAUGGUGUGGGAAAGGCAGCGGGGACAGGGGCCUGGGGCCUGGGGAGCCAAGGGGCCUGGAGAGAUGAGGGCAGGAGCAGGGAGGGGACAGUCAGGAUGUUGAGGAGAAGCCGGAGACAGAAGCUGCAAAAAUUGACCAGGCUGUGCAGACAGGAGGAGGGGAUCAGGGUGAAGCGCAGCUGCCCUUCUUGCGGUCUGGAGGCUGGGAACGAGGAGAGAGGGAACCCUAUUUCUGUACAGUUGUUCCCCCCAGAGCUGGUGGAACACAUCGUCUCCUUCCUCCCCGUCAAAGAUGUUGUCGCCCUAGGCCAGACCUGCCACUACUUCCACGAAGUGUGUGAUGCCGAGGGCGUGUGGAGACGCAUCUGUCGAAGGCUCUGUCCACGCGUCCGUGACCAGGGCUCUGGUGCCCGGCCCUGGAAGAGAGCUGCCAUCCUUAACUAUACAAAGGGCCUGUAUUUCCAGGCAUUCGGAGGACGACGCCGAUGUCUCAGCAAGAGUGUGGCCCCCAUGCUAGCCCAUGGCUACCGCCGCUUCUUACCCACGAAGGACCAUGUGUUCAUUCUUGACUAUGUGGGGACCCUCUUCUUCCUCAAAAACGCUCUGGUGUCCUCCACCCUCGGCCAGAUCCAGUGGAAGCGGGCCUGCCGCUACGUGGUGCUGUGUCGAGGUGCUAAGGAUUUUGCCUCCGACCCAAGAUGUGACACGGUUUACCGGAAAUACCUCUACGUCUUGGCCACUCGGGAGCAGCCGGCUGUGGCGGGCGCCCCCGGCAGCCGGGCCUGCGACUGUGUGGAGGUCUAUCUGCAGUCCAGCGGCCAGCGGGUCUUCAAGAUGACAUUCCACCCCUCCAUGAGCUUCAAGCAGAUCGUGCUGGUCGGCCAGGAGACCCAGCGGGCCCUGCUGCUCCUCACAGAGGAAGGGAAGAUCUACUCCUUGGUAGUGAAUGAGACCCAGCUGGACCAGCCACGCUCCUACACGGUACAGCUGACCCUCAGGAAGGUGUCGCGAUGCCUGCCUCACCUUCGUGUGACGUGCAUGGCUUCCAACCAGAGCAGCACCCUCUACAUCACAGACCAGGGGGGAGUGUAUUUUGAGGUGCACACCCCAGGGGUGUAUCGUGAUCUCUUUGGGACCCUCCAAGCCUUUGACCCUCUGGACCACCAGAUGCCACUUGCUCUCUCCCUGCCUGCCAAGGUCCUAUUCUGUGCUCUUGGCUACAAUCACCUUGGCCUGGUGGAUGAAUUUGGCCGGAUCUUUAUGCAGGGAAAUAACAGAUAUGGGCAGCUGGGAACUGGAGACAAAAUGGACCGAGGGGAACCCACACUGGUUCAUUAUCUACAGCGUCCCAUUGCCCUGUGGUGUGGCCUCAACCAUUCCUUGGUGCUGAGUCAGACCUCGGAUUUCAGCAAGGAGCUGCUGGGGUGCGGCUGUGGGGCUGGAGGCCGCCUUCCUGGCUGGCCUAAGGGGAGUGCCUCCUUUGUCAAGCUACAUAUCAAGGUCCCCUUGUGUGCCUGCUCCCUCUGCUCCACCAGAGAGUGUCUCUAUAUGCUGUCCAGCCACGACAUCGAACAAUGCCCCGUCUAUCGAGACCUGCCAGCCAGCAGGGUGGGGGGAAGCCCUGAACCUAGCCAGGGGGCUGGAGCCCCUCAAGACCCUGGGGGAACAGCCCAGGCCUGUGAGGAGUACCUCAGCCAGAUCCACAGUUGCCCCACGUUGCAGGACCGAAUGGCGAAGAUGAAGGAGAUUGUGGGCUGGAUGCCCUUGAUGGCGGCCCAGAAAGAUUUCUUCUGGGAGGCACUGGACAUGCUGCAGAGGGCUGCUGGUGGGGGCGGCCCAGGCACCUCGAACCCUGAGAGCUGACCCUCCUCUAGCCUUUACUCCUGAAGGAAAUCAGGCCCUGGGCUAGGGGCUGAGGAGAGAUGGAGAGGCAAACAACAUUGUGUGUACAUGGGAGCCGGGGUGGGGGUUGGGCUGGGUCGUGGGGAGUAGUGCUGGACAUGUCAGGGUAGGGUAGGGACUCUUUUUUAAAUAUUCAGGGGGCUGCCCAGGUGGGGCCCCAAUCUGACUAUCAUGGACAAGAAAUUUGAUGGACAAUAGAAUAAAAGGCUAAAGAAAGGCCUGUUUUGAAACCCUGGGCCUUAUGGGGGACAAGGGGGACGGGAUGGAGGGGGCCUUGGCUGGGGAGGGAGGAAGGGAGGGAGGCAGAAAGAGCCCAAGCUGUUGGUUUACUGAGCAAUGCCAACACCCCAACUCACUCCAGAAAGCUCACUUGGUCUUUCUGAUGGGGAAGUCGGGCCUGGUCUUGUGGAGUAACUCAAGUCAACACACCUUGUUUUCCCCGUUUGGAACCUCCGCUGGGUCUGGAACCUUAACGCGAACCUGUUCAUUUUGUUUGUGACAGCGCCUC